Messenger RNA from Phaeoacremonium minimum UCRPA7, 705 nucleotides. RefSeq lists its product as hypothetical. The transcript has 5 exons. The coding region runs from base 1 to 705 and encodes 234 amino acids. Lineage: Eukaryota; Fungi; Ascomycota; Sordariomycetes; Togniniales; Togniniaceae. The record is from RefSeq and is a predicted model, not a curated record.
AUGGUCAACUGGGACGAGAAAGCCCUGGCUGAUCUAGCCAAGGCCUUCUUCGCGGUGACGGGCAGCAGUCUGUCUCAGGAGCAGAAAGAUUCCAUCGUUCAUAAGAUAGAGUCUUACGGUCAUGAGAUCAACUGGGAUCGUAUCAGAUGGGAUGACAUUAAAGGCGACCUCUUCGAGGCUGUCUAUACGGUUCUCAAACCAUCCCUGAACAAGGAUGAGCAAGACGCCAUCGUGAAUUUUAUGAAGGCACGGGGCCAUGAUAUGACCUGGAUCGCUAUCAGAACUGAGUGGUCGGAGAAGGCUCAUCUCGACCUUCUCCUUGCGGUUUUGGCCGAGAUCACUCCCACCCAGCCCGAGUGGGAUCGAAUCGUGACCAAACAUCUGAAACCCAAGGGCUACAACUACACACAGAGUGCUGCACUGCAGCACCUGCAGAAGAUUCGCCGCAAGGAGGGAAAGGACGGCGCUGAUGCGUCUGCUCCCGCUACUCCGGCUACUCCAGCCACGCCUUCGACUCCCGCCAGCGCCGGCAAGAACCCCAAGCGCGCCAACGGCAAUGCUUCUCGCUCCACCGGUAAGCGCAAGGCGCAGGCGACUGCCACGCCUACCAACUUCCAGGACGACGAUGAGGUGAUCAACACCCCGUCUAAGAAGGCGAAGAUCAAGGAUGAUGGCAUGGAUGACAACAUCAAGGCCGAGGUCUAG